GCGGGGGGACGAGGAGUAAGCGAGCUGCACUAGUGGCUAUCGACUCCCAUGGCGGACUCGGGAGCAGCAGGAGGGGGAGACAAGGACGGCGAGCAGACGCGGUACCGCGGGGUGCGGCGCCGGCCGUGGGGGAAGUACGCGGCGGAGAUCCGCGACUCGACGCAGCACGGCGCUCGCGUGUGGCUGGGCACGUUCGACACCGCGGAGGAGGCCGCGCGGGCGUACGAUCGGGCCGCCUUGUCCAUGCGGGGAUCCCUCGCGGUGCUCAACUUCCCCGCCGACGCCCGCGCCUACGCCGCCGGCUCGUCGCGCGGCGGCGGCAAGCAGGUCAUCGAGCUGGAGUGCUUGGACGACAAGGUGCUCGACGAGAUGCUCGAGUUCGCCGAGAAGGAGAAGGGCUGCAAGAAGAAGUGACGAUCGAGCGCGGCGUCGUCGCAGGCACAGAAUAAGCCAAGGCUGUAAUACUUGUAUGUAACUAGGCUGAUGUUUGGGGACAUGGAAAUCUCUUACUACUCCACUCUUUGUGUCAGCGAUCGUCUU
This is a messenger RNA of Musa acuminata subsp. malaccensis (wild Malaysian banana), 540 nucleotides long. RefSeq names its product ethylene-responsive transcription factor 14-like. NCBI's taxonomy places the organism in Eukaryota, Viridiplantae, Streptophyta, Magnoliopsida, Zingiberales, Musaceae. Gene Ontology annotation, molecular function: DNA binding; DNA-binding transcription factor activity. The record is from RefSeq and is a predicted model, not a curated record. Gene Ontology annotation, biological process: ethylene-activated signaling pathway; regulation of DNA-templated transcription.